AUGGAAAAGCGAAAGCGCAAUGAUAAGCAAACUACUUUGGCAAAGUCGAGGAAGCGGCACCGGUCGAACGACAAAACAAGCGAUUUUCCAGCUAAGGAGCCUACGAGCGGCGGGCAGCAUGUGCGACUCGAUAAGCUACACUGGAAAGACGUGGAAAUACCUGACCGCAUGGAUGACUAUGAGGGAUUCUUCGGACUCGAAGAGAUUGAUGAUAUUGAAGUUGUUAAAGCCGACAAUGGGUUGGUGUCGUUCCGAGAUAUGAAGCCGGAAAGCAGAGCAGAGCAAGCAAAGGACGCUGGAGACAGAUCUGAUUCAACCAAGGAACAGUCAAACGAUGCGCAAGAGAUCGAUGAAGAAUGGGAAGGCUUUAGUGACGAGUCCCGUGCCUCGUCAGUCACGGAAAGGAAGACAGAGUCUGACUCGCCUCAACAGGCGCCAGAAAGGAGUCCUGAGGAGAACGAUGAGCACUCUGCGGAGGCCACUGACAUGAAGACGACAGAGGAAAAGAGAUCUAAAAAAGAAAAGGGCAUAGCAAAGAAGGGUGGUAAAGUGGUAAAGUUGAAAAGUAGUCGUACAAAUCAAGAAGCCUCCGAAUUUGCAGGCCUCGAAGACGAAGCUCUAGAGGAUGAGGAAGCUGACGUCUCCGCCUGGUUCCCUCUCGAUUUGUCGGCAGAGACAAUGCUUUCUCUCUCAAAACUCAAAUUUAUUCGUCCAACACCUAUUCAAACCAGUUCGAUUCCCGAAAUCAUGGCUGGGCACGAUGUCAUAGGCAAAGCUUCGACUGGCUCAGGAAAAACACUGGCUUUUGGCAUUCCAAUACUAGAACAUUUUCUGAGUAAUAACAAAGAUGCCACUAGGAAGACAAAAGAUUCAAAAGCAAGCCCUUUGGCUUUGAUACUUUCCCCGACUCGUGAAUUAGCUCAUCAGAUCUCUACACAUAUGAAGAAUCUUGUGUCUGCAGCAAACCUCGAUCGACCGUCCAUCGUCACUCUCACAGGCGGAUUGUCUAUUCAAAAGCAACAGCGCGUUCUAGAGUAUGCAGACAUACUCAUCGGCACACCGGGUCGAGUUUGGGAGAUCAUCAGCAAAGGCCACGGCACCGUCGAAUGGUUCAAGAAGAUACAUUUCCUCGUCGUCGACGAAGCCGAUCGCCUCCUCAGCGAAGGCCACUUCAAGGAAGUUGAAGAAAUCAUGGAUCUCCUCGACGCCAAAGACACCGAUGAAUACGAUAACGUCCUGGAAAACCAGUCCGGCACCCGCCAAACCCUCGUUUUCUCCGCAACCUUCCACAAAGGCCUGCAACAAAAGCUUACUGGCAAGACGAAGGCCAGCGGUGAUAUUCUCUCUCAAACGGAAUCCAUGCAAUACCUCCUAAAAAAACUCAACUUCCGUGAAGAGAAACCUAAAUUCGUCGAUGUGAACCCAGUCCAUCAAAUGGCCGCAAAGCUGCGCGAGGGCAUGGUCGAAUGCGGCGCCACUGAAAAAGACCUUUAUCUGUAUGCACUCCUGCUCUAUCACCCACAAAAACGUACUCUUGUCUUCACCAAUUCCAUCUCUGCUGUCCGCCGCGUCACGCCUCUGCUCCAAAAUCUCAACCUUCCCGCGCUCGCCCUACAUUCCGGCAUGGAGCAGAAGGCCCGCCUGCGCUCUAUCGAACGCUUUACACAACGCGAAGGCUCCAUCCUCGUCGCCACGGACGUCGCUGCUCGUGGCCUCGACAUUUCCGGCGUGCAGCUCAUCCUUCACUAUCACCUUCCGCGUGCCGCAGACAUGUACGUGCAUCGGUCCGGACGUACGGCGCGCGGGUCGUCCAGUGGCGCCAGCAUCCUGAUCUGCGCGCCGGAAGAAGUGCAGGGCGUGCGCCGGCUCGUUGCAAAGGUGCACGCGCGCGCAGGCUCGGCCGCCGACGCGAAGAAGAGCGGCUACUACAUGCGCAGUCUGAAUAUCGAUCGUCGUAUCGUAUCGCGCCUCAAGCCUCGCGUCACUCUUGCGAAAAAACUUGCUGAUACAACGAUCGCCAAGGAGAAGAAGACGAGCGAGAGCAACUGGAUGAAGGAGGCUGCGGAGGAGCUGGGCGUCGACUAUGAUAGUGAAGAGUUUGAUAAGAAGGCAACUGGGAGGCAGGGGCGCGGGAAUAAGAGACGACAGAAGGAGCGUGAGGCGAGUCAGAUGUCACGCGAGGCGGCGCAGGCUGUCAAGGCGGAACUGAAGGGACUGCUGGCACAGAGAGUGAAUGUAGGCGUGAGCGAGAAGUAUCUGACAGGGGGUAGGGUGGAUGUGCAGGCGCUGUUGAAGGCAGAGAAGGGGGAGUUCUUAGGGCAUGUUGAGGGUCUGGGUUUUGAUGAAGAGUGA
Messenger RNA from Pseudovirgaria hyperparasitica, 2352 nucleotides. Its product is annotated as DEAD-domain-containing protein. Gene Ontology annotation, molecular function: nucleic acid binding; RNA helicase activity; ATP binding. Bases 1 to 2352 code for a protein of 783 amino acids. The transcript has a single exon. Lineage: Eukaryota; Fungi; Ascomycota; Dothideomycetes; Acrospermales; Acrospermaceae. Gene Ontology annotation, cellular component: nucleolus. The record is from RefSeq and is a predicted model, not a curated record.